Messenger RNA from Alosa alosa (allis shad), 2240 nucleotides. It is a transcript of the gene tor4ab, whose product is annotated as torsin family 4, member Ab. The record is from RefSeq and is a predicted model, not a curated record. Lineage: Eukaryota; Metazoa; Chordata; Actinopteri; Clupeiformes; Clupeidae. Gene Ontology annotation, cellular component: endoplasmic reticulum lumen; nuclear envelope. The transcript has 3 exons. Gene Ontology annotation, molecular function: ATP hydrolysis activity; ATP binding. The coding region runs from base 779 to 2017 and encodes 412 amino acids.
AUCAAUAAAGUAUCUAUCUAUCUAUCUCUAUCUAUCAUCCUCCCUCCCUCUCUCUCCCCUUCUCUCACCCCUAUGCUGUAAUUCUCAAUCUUUCCAGUAAGAGUCAACACUGGAUCAUUGCCCAGGGCAGGAUUGUCAUUGAAAUCCAAACAGAUGCUACCUUGAGAGCACGGCUCUGAGUGGUCGGCCUGUUUAUCAGGCAGCUGUGCUGGGAGUAAACAGCCAGCAGGCCUCCUUUCGCUAUGUGAGGGGAAAAAAUGGUCAACACUGGCUACUUCAGGGGGAAGUUGCAAUGAAAACACUGCAUCCAAAUCACCCCCACAAACACCACAGCGGAUGUGUUGUACAGAGGCACACCUAAUGUAAACGCAUGCAUGCCUGUUUACAGAAUGCAAAACCUGACAAGCGAGCCAGAGAGAGGGAGCGGAUGAGGGAGAAUAAGGAAAAGAGACAGAGACAGUAAGAAAGAAAGGAAGGAAGGAAGGAAUGAAAGAAGGAAUGAGGAAAGAGAUUGAAUGAGAGCAGAGAUAGAUUGAUUGCAGAGGUGGAGCUCUGUGCGGGUUCACAGGGUGACAGAAGAGUGAGGAAGAGAAAGGGUGGAGUGAGAGAGAGAGUGUGGAGGGGGUGGACGACACACUGGUGAGCCCUGGCCGAUCUGCAGGAGCUGCCUGUGGUGGUUUUCUGGAAGAGUGCAUCUGUGUCACCUACUUUUUGCCCCCGGGAGAGGCCUGCUCCUCCGAUUGACGGCAGAAGCGGGGGCUGUGGAUACUGACCAUCGAUGCCAAAGAUGAGAGACAAUGACUUGUCCAAUGGGGGGCUGGAGAGCCAAGUGGAUGAAGAGGGGAGGGGGGAGGAGGAGGAGAAGAAGACCACGCCCUUGAACCCCUCCAGCCAAUCCCUCUUCUCCCCACAGCUUAAGGCCAUGAUGCGGAUACGGAACAAGUACCAAGCCCUGAAGAAGCGGCGCAUCAGCUCCAACAGCGCCGCGGCAGCGACCCCCAGGGCCAACAUGCCCGAGGUCUUUACCUUUGAGCAGCUGACGGAGCAGAAGAAGAGGAGGAGGAAGUCCCGCGUGCUUUUCCCCAGCGACAGCCGCAAGUUCCUGCCCAAAGAGAAGGAGAGGAGUCGUGCGAAGCCCUUCUUAAUCCUCUUCAGCAUCAUCGUCUUCCUCCAGGUUUACAAUGCCAUUGAGAACCUAGAUGACCAUGUGGUGAAGUAUGACCUGGAGGGCUUGGAGAAGACCUUGGGGAGGGAGGUGUUUGGCCAGAAGCGAGGUGUGGAGACUCUGAUGGAGCACCUGCGAGAUUACCUGUCCACUUACUCCCACAAGCGGCCACUGGCGCUGUCUGUCCACGGGCCCAGCGGCGUGGGCAAGAGCCACCUGGGCCGCCUGCUGACGCGCCACUUCCGCUCGGUGGUGGGCGACCAGCUGGUGGUGCAGUACUUCGCCCUACACAACUGCCCGCCGUCGGAGAGCCCCGGGCGGUGUGCGGUGGAGCUGACGGCCCGCGUGGCGCAGGUGGUGGCCCGCGCCGAGGCGGACGAGCGCAUUCCCGUGGUGGUGCUGGACGAGGCGCACGCCAUGCGGCCGCCCGUGCUGAACGCCCUGCUGGAGCUGCUGCGGCCCGACCAGAGCAACGAGUUCCUCAACAUCGUCUACGUGCUCCUCGGCAGCCUGGGCCACGAGGAGAUCAUCCGCCACGUCCUCCAGAACUCUUCCUCCUCCUCAUCCUCCAGCUUCUGGAAGAGCCAGGAGGACGACAUGGAGGACGUGAUCCGGAGCAGUCUGGCCGAGCAGCACCCGCUCUGGGCAGAGGUGGACGUGGUGGCCCUGACACUGCUGGAGAAGAGCCACGUGGUGGAGUGCUUCCUGGAGGAGAUGACGCGCGAGGGCUUCUACCCUGACCUCGGGCACGUGGAUCAGCUGGCAGGGGAACUUUCCUACUACUCUGCCGGGGGACGACAGUACUCACAAAAUGGCUGCAAGCAGGUGGUUGCCAAGGUGAACCUUCUUUGAGUGCAGCCAUUUUAGCAUGGGUGUGAGUGUGUGUGUGUGUGUGUGUGUAAGUGUGUGUCUCUGCCUGUGUGUCCAGAUGUACCUCAAUGUUAAUGACAGUCUUUUUAAUUCAAAUGAAGAGCUCAUGACACCAAUUAUAUAAUGGCUAUUGACAUUCUGUUUUUGACAGUUUUUUUUUUUUUAAUUCACAAAUGUGUUAUUGUUAUUAAACAUAGCAACUGAA